Salmo salar (Atlantic salmon) is the source of this 3088-nucleotide messenger RNA. The record is from RefSeq and is a predicted model, not a curated record. NCBI's taxonomy places the organism in Eukaryota, Metazoa, Chordata, Actinopteri, Salmoniformes, Salmonidae.
UUGCUAAUGGUGUCUUAUAUUCUUGUAUUUAUUUCAAAAUAACAUAUUCAAAUGUAUUAAUUUAGCUAUGCGCUAGCCAGAGUUUCCUAGAAAAUUUCGCUAGCCCACUUCAUUCCCAUUGUUCGAACUGCUAACUAACGUUAGCUAGCUACAACUUGCGUUUGUUUUUUACAGCACCAACAAUGUAUUUAUAGCUAUAUUGGUUAGGUAGUUGGUUAGCUAACUAACGUUAGUGGCCGUGCUAGGUGGCUAGCUAACUUUAGCCAACUUGCUACAUGUGUUUGUCAUCACUGACAGUCACUGGUGAGUGGCGAAAGGGUUUUGAAGAUCCACGAACGUUAGAAUGAAUUAACGUUAGUUACGAUCGGUUUCUAGCUAGAAUUCAUAAUCAUUUACUCUGCUAUGUCCAGGUAAAUGAGCAGGUAUAUGCAGAUUACGAUUAACUAGCUAGUCUAGUCGUUAACACUUUGCAAAGUUACAUGAAUGCUCCCUAACAAGUUAACGUUAACUAGAUUAAAAAAUGGGGAUCCAGGGGCUGUUGCAGUUCCUCAAAGAUGCCUCGGAGCCCAUCAGCGUGAGGAAGUACAAGGGACAGACGGUGGCCGUAGACACAUAUUGCUGGCUUCAUAAAGGGGCAUUUUCUUGUGCAGAGAAACUUGCCAAAGGGGAGCCAACUGACCAGUAUGUGACAUACUGCAUGAAGUUUGUGGACAUGCUGUUGUCUUUUGGUGUGAAGCCCAUCUUGGUGUUUGAUGGCUGCAAUCUGCCUUCAAAACAGGAGGUGGACAAAGCUCGCAGAGAGCGUCGUCAGGCAAAUCUGCAGAAAGGUAAGCAGCUCCUACGCGAGGGAAAGAUUUCAGAGGCCAGAGACUGCUUUACUCGCUGUGUUACCGUCACCCCUUCCAUGGCCCAUGAUGUCAUCAAGGCUGCAAGGACCAGAGGAGUGGACUGUGUGGUGGCCCCGUAUGAAGCUGAUGCCCAGCUGGCCUUCCUUAACAAGGCUGGCAUUGCACAGGCUAUCAUCACUGAAGACUCUGACUUAUUGGCGUUUGGCUGCAAAAAAGUGAUCCUAAAGAUGGACAAACAGGGGAACGGUCUAGAGAUUGACCAGAACCACCUGGGGCGGUGCCGCUCUCUGGGUGACGUCUUCACGGAAGAGAAGUUCCGCCACAUGUGUAUUCUCUCUGGCUGUGACUAUCUGUCCUCACUCUAUGGGAUUGGCUUGGGCAAAGCCUGUAAACUGCUGAGGAUGGCAAACAACCCUGACAUCAUUAAGGUGAUAAGGAAGAUGGGCCAGUACCUGAAGAUGAAUGUGGUUGUGCCAGACGAGUACGUUGACGGCUUUGUUAAGGCCAAUAACACCUUCCUCUACCAGCUGGUGUUUGAUCCCAUCAAGAGGAAGGUGGUGCCUCUCAACCCCUAUCCAGAGCACAUGGACCCUGCCACCCUCAGCUACGCUGGCCGUAAUUUAGGAGAUUGCAAAGGUUUACAGGUGGCCCUGGGUAACCUGGAUAUAAACACCAUGGAGAGGAUUGAUGACUUCAACCCAGAUGCUACAAAUGUCAAGCCAGUGAAACCACGCAGUCGUGGCUGGAAUGACAGCCAGGUGACUCGGGCCUCCACACACCCUAGCAUCUGGAGCAGAGGUUACAUACCAGGCACCCUCUCUGCCUCCCAGCCUGUGGGCUCUCCACAGAGGCCUCCCUCAACUAGGGGGAAGGAGAGGGUCAUCAGUGUGCAGGGGCUGAGGCUUCCUCACAAGAACACACAGGUUAAGAGACCCAGAGAAGACUCUGGUGUUUCAGACCAGGAUGUGCUGCAGCAGUACUCUCCCUCCGGUCAGAAGCGGUCCAGAGGGGAGGAGGACCCUGGACCCACAGAGAGCCAUCACAUCUCCACAUGCCCCCGGCCCAGUGCCACUGCUGCCGCUACCCAUCCCAGACCACACAACCGCUUCGCCACCCUGCUACAGAGGAGAAACCAGGAAGGAGGUGGAGACGGGCAGGGAAUGCAAAGCAGGUUCUUCUGUAGUGGCAGCAGCUCCAGUGAGGUGGCCAGCCAGAAUCCGGAGUCUUUUGUCAAAGGGGAGGUGUCUCAGGAUGAGGUCACAGAGGACCCCAGGGAGGACUAUUGUAUCGGAGGAUAUGCUGAGACAGAGGAAAAUGACUCUGUUGACCCUCAUAGCCCACCCCCCUCCCCUCUGUCUGCCAGUCAAGGGUUAGGGGUAUUCCGCUGGUCAGGCAGCUCCUCAGAGAGAUCCAGGACCCCGACACCCACAUCCGGCCUCUCGGCACUGCAGCAGUUCCAGCGCAAGAAGGAAAGCUUCUCCUGGAGCCAGGAAGGCCAGAGGACUCGGAAGACCCCCGGAGCCCCAUCCCCAAUUCUGGGCAAAGAAGACAAGGAUUCACCACCAAACUCUCCACCGUCUCAGGACAGUGCCUACUUCUCUCAGCAUAACCACACUUCCUGCAAUGUAGUGGAAGUGUCCCCACCCACUCGGCUGGAGGAUGCCACCAGGCCUAAAAUUUACUCCAGUAAGGAUUCAGACUCUGUCAAAAGCCCCAGUUCCUCUCCAACAGCAGAUGUAAAGAAAUCCAGCACAAUGAGACCGAAGGUUGCAGGUCUCCCGCGGAUGAAACCCGGUGACCAAGGGAAAGGGACAAAGAUCCGACCCUCUGCCCCUGCCAGGGCCAGCGGCCUCCGUAAAAAGCCUGCAGGUCCUGGACAGAAACUCACCACCAACAAUGAGAACAACCCUGGCCUCCAGGCCACCAUCAGUGGCCUCUGGAAAAACUUUGGUUUUAAGAAAGAAAAUCCGAAGAUCAACCCCUGUAAGAAAGGAGAGCCCAUGUCACCAGUGAAGGACAACGUGCUAGCCCUCACACCUGAAACGGACAAGGAUAUUUACUUAAUCUCCAGUGUUCAGAAAACCGUAUGCCUCUGAUGCCGCGUUUUAUAAAACAUUUUCACAGGCCGAACACCCUGUGAAAGCCUUCGCUUUACAACAUACUGUGUAUGUUAAUACGUGGUGGAUUUUUAUGGACUAGAUGUAAUUGAUUUCAGUUUAAAUAAAUGCAACUUUCUUAAA